GCUCACAGGUUCGGCUCUUCCUGACGUGGCGAGCCGCUAAAGGUCCGCUGGUUCCGUCGUGGGCUGCCCCGAUUGGAUUAGACAACCUGUUUGGCAAUUUUGACGAGAAGAUGUAAAUACACAGGUGGUGCAGGCAUGGGCGAGAGUUUAGUUUAUGUAAAUAAAACAGAAGUGAAACUGUCGCAUUGGUCUGGUUUCCUGGCGCUAACAGGCUCCGUCAGACGCAAUGUUGGGCAGAUAGUUGAGAAGAUUUUGGAUUUUAAUACGAGGUGAGAGCUGCGCAGUCAUGCCUCAGCUCUCGGCCACCGCGCUGCUGCAGCUCGCGCUGCUGCUCUCCGCCGUGCCCGCGCAGUACUACAUCUCCCGCUGGAGCAGCUCCACGGCGGUGCAGCGCUUCCACGCCAGCACACGGUUGCUUAAAAUUUGGAAAGACUGGAGAACAUCUUUCCUAAAUAUCACUGUAUGGAUGGACUGGGCAGACCAGCAGAUGUCCAAAGUCAUGUCUUUGUUUGGAUUGGAAGAGGACGUGUUACAAGAGUCGCUCGCCAUAGAGAGCAUGCUUUUUGACAAUGACCAGGAAUUCUUUGGAGCCUCCAAGACAGUGCGCAGCCCUCGUCCUCCUUACGUGUUUCUGCGGGUUGGAGAGGUGGUGAUGGAGAGGAAGGGCCAUAUGGUCGGAGUGGUGGUGAGCUGGGACCCUGAGCGGAGAGCCCCUCAACAGUGGGUCAACAAAGUGUAUUCCAACUUUGACGGCCCCAAGGCAGAGAACACACCUCACUAUAAAGUACUGUUCAGCGGGCCUGGACCCUCGUCUCUGUUAGUCGGAUACUUGCCUCAAACACAACUGCAGCGCAUCACCGGGAUGAGGCCGGACAUUCCCACCUUGGAGAACUACUUCACACAUUUUGACGGGGAGCGGUUCAUCAUGCAGCCCUGGCUCAGGGAGAUCUAUCCAGAGGACGGGAAGGAGGAUGAGUGACUGCUCAGCCAUGUGUGAUACAGUUUUAAAAGCACCAGAGGACACCUGGCUUUCUGCCUUUUCAAAGGUGUCCUAGAGACCUAUCGAUCUGAUAUAAAGUUCUUUAUCAGUCUAAAAAAUCCACUGGAAUCUGGCAAUCACUGUUGAAAUGAGUGGAAGCUCAAGUUUUGAGCAGAUUGAGGAUCAUUUUCAAAUCCCUCCUUGUUGGAUUUUGAUGUGAGGAUGUGUUUUGCAGAUCUGAAGGAACUCACUUCCCGAAAUGUUAUUUUACCUUUAUUCCUUUGAUAUGUACACAUAAAGUGUUUUAAAUUGAAGUGCCAAAACAGAUGAACAUUUAGUAACAGUUCAUUUAAUGUUAGCUUGACUUUUUAGCUAAAUGAAGACAGUAAAUGUUUGAAAUAACAAAAUUGCUUUAAAAAUCAAUGUAGCUAUUUUUGUUUACAAGACUGUGUUGGCUGAAGUAGGACAAAAAGCUUGAAAAACUGCACUUUUAUUCAGCCAUCAAGACCAAGCAAUAAAAUAGUAUAAAAU
This is a messenger RNA of Centropristis striata (black sea bass), 1510 nucleotides long. RefSeq lists its product as uncharacterized. Lineage: Eukaryota; Metazoa; Chordata; Actinopteri; Perciformes; Serranidae. The transcript has 7 exons. Gene Ontology annotation, molecular function: DNA binding. The record is from RefSeq and is a predicted model, not a curated record. Bases 287 to 979 code for a protein of 230 amino acids.